This is a messenger RNA of Sarcophilus harrisii (Tasmanian devil), 2565 nucleotides long. RefSeq names its product pleckstrin homology domain containing N1 (gene PLEKHN1). Lineage: Eukaryota; Metazoa; Chordata; Mammalia; Dasyuromorphia; Dasyuridae. Gene Ontology annotation, biological process: positive regulation of apoptotic process; response to hypoxia; 3'-UTR-mediated mRNA destabilization. The transcript is spliced from 15 exons. Gene Ontology annotation, cellular component: mitochondrial membrane; cytoskeleton. Gene Ontology annotation, molecular function: phosphatidylserine binding; phosphatidic acid binding; phosphatidylinositol phosphate binding. The record is from RefSeq and is a predicted model, not a curated record.
GAUAGGUUUUAUCUCUAAUCCCGGCUGCCCCCCCUUCCCAAAUUCAGGAGUGAGCCCCAGGAGCACCUUUGGGGGGGGAGCCCCGCAGGCUCCCCCUGGAGCACUUGAGGGGAGGUGGGGCCGUUGUGGCCACGGAUGGUCCCCUCCCCAGUGGGAGGCAGAGAGAGCGGGAGGCUGGGAGCCUCAGUCCCGGACCCCGGGGGCGCCAUUGCUGACCCUCUGCCUCGGCCCGAGGGGGACCGGGCCGCCCCGGGGCCGCCUUGACAGAAAGCGGGCCUGAGGGCUAAAGGGACCUGGACUGGCAGCUCUUGGACACCUCUCCCCGGAAGCCUCCCCAAUCCCAGAGGAGGAGGGGCGGGGCGGGCCGCGGAGCUCCCGGGCCACUCCCACCGCUGGCAGGCGGCCGCUCCGACCUAACCUGCCAUCAGCCAACUCCAGCUCCGACGAGUGGCCGGGCCGGCUGCACCCAAGGGUGCCGGGCAGAAGCUCCUGGGAACCUCAGGCCGCCCCCCAGCUCGGACCCUUCGCCAUGGGCAAUGCCAACUGCGUCCCCCAGGCCCGCUUCCGAGCCUCCUUCAGGAAGUCCUCGCUGAAAGGAAAAAAGUGAGCCGGGGUCCGGCAGGGCCGGGUCUAACGCGGGGGAUGUUCAAAGGAGAGCCAAGACGGGGACACCCAAGCCACGGACAAGAUUCUUUAUUUCAUCCCAGGCACGGACAUCCCGAGCCUGGACAGUCACAAGGAAAAUGUGGACCAGCCGUUGCUCAGUGUGUUCAAAAAGAGCCGGCAGAAAAUGCCCGUGAGGAACCUCGGGAAGAUUAUCCACUACUCCAAAGUCAAAUUCAAGUUCCAGCACUGUGCGGAUGUCUAUGAUUGCUACCUGGAGCUGUUCCCCUCCUGUCUGUACUUCCAGGCUCAUGGCUCCAGCGGCCUCACCUACCAGGUGCUGCUGCCACUGACGGAUCUGAGGGUUUCUAGGCUAGAGAUGGAAGGACAACACGCCUUCCAGAUCAUGGGGCCCCUGCCAUCCCCUCUCCUGGUGUUCUGUCCCAGUGAGGAUGAGCUCCAUCAGUGGCUCUACCACCUGGAGAAGCAGAUGGCCCUCAUGAAGAGGCCCCCGUGGCCAUCUUUCCAGGACUCUGCAAGAGAGAACCACCUCUGCCCUCUUCCUUGGGCCCUCCAGCACUACCCCGUUCAUCAGUGGGAAGGAACCAGUCGAGAGACUCUGGGAGAUGUGGUCUGCGCCUCCCGAGUGAAAAUGCAGCAUCUGCCUUCCCAGGAGGUCCAUGAUCGGAUUCUGGUUCUCUAUCCAUCUACAUUGGUCAUCCUGUCAGAGGACUCCGAUGGACUGAACUUCAAGGGGGAGCUUCCGCUCAACUCCGUCCAGCUCAACUUUGAAGAGAGCGAGAAACAGAUCCGGUCCUUCCUGAUCGAGGGCCGCCUCAUCAAUACCAUCCGCGUGCUCUGUGCCAACUAUGAAGACUAUCAAGACUGGUUGCUCUGUUUGCGAACUGUGCGCCUCAAAAAGGGGGGCUCCUCCACCCGCUCGGGCCCCGAGAGCUUCCAGGGGCCACGGCCACCCCUCCCCGCACAGUUCUCAGUCAGCGGGCGAGCAUCCCUUACCUCCGAUGGCCGGACCAACUCCUGGGCAUCCACAGGGGCCCCAUCUACUUCCUCCCACACCAGCAGCUCCCUCCCUGACCACCCCAUGCUGCCCAGGAACUAUCCCGGGGGUGCUGAUGGCCCCCCCCAGCGGGACCAGAGCCAUGGCAACCCUGGCAGCUCCAGCUUAGGAAGGCGUCGGGCAGAACUGAGACGCAAGGGCAGCGGCCGCUCGUCCAAGGGAAAAGGAACAGGGCAGCCCAAGGGAGAGGAGCCGGCACUCCGGGUUCCCCUGCAUCUGGACCUGGGGCUCACCAAUCUAAACCAGAGGAUCCUGGAGGGCAGCGAGGACGCCGCCGCUGACAGCCCAGAGAAGCCCCAGUCCCCUCUGUACGCUGACCCCUACACCCCGACCUCCACUACCCACAUCAAGCUCAGGGACGUCAGUGGUGAGUUUCUGGAGGCGUUCAAGAGCUGUUCAGGCCAGGAACCACUGAACACCUUCCCCACUGCCCCCGUCUCUGUCCCCGUCCCGUCCCCCAGCUCACAUCCCCUUCAGAAAAAGCCGGCCCCUCAGCAACGGGAGAAUCAGAGACAACGAGGCUCCUUCAAAGUCCGGGGAGUUGGUCUUCUGGAGCCUUCCCAACCCCACCAGGUCCGGGUCUCCCCACCAAAGGAAGGUUCCCCCAAACCUCAGCUUCGACUCCCAGGUGAGUUACACCUCUGGGGGCUCUGCAGCUAAGCCCCUGGGACUUUCCCCAACUGAUGCCAAGAUAUCUACCUUCCCCUGCCCCUCCCUAGCCUGUGACCUCCUCCCCUGUUCCAGCCCUGAGUGCUCUCUCUGGCACUGACAGGUGUGGCCACCUCUCUGGUCUAUGGACAGCCCCCAGUCAUGGGAACAUUUGCAAUGGGCCUCUGGCCCUCAGGCACUCGAAGGCUGGGAGCCCAGUCUAGCCUCUGUUUCCC